GGGCUAUGGUGGGCGUCUCCAUUGCUUGCGGCCUCGCCUUUUUCGCUGUACUCACGGCAAUCCUGUGCCUGCGGCUCCGCGCCGAGGCCGCCGCACGCGAUCUCCCAGGACCUCAGGACGAGGAGGAGGACGUUGUGCCAUCUGCUCCUGCUGGUCUUGCCAGGACGAAAGGGACGAGACAAGGACACCGCCUAAACUCGGAACAAGUCUUCUUCAACAAGAAGACGAAUGCCUUUGUCAGGGCUGCGGACCACCCGUUGAUGUUCUCCGCAGUCGCUACAAGUUCGAGCAACCUCUACCCUACGACAGCCCCUGGACCUUCGCGCCCAGGGCCAGUAAGUAGAAGUGGAGCUGCUACCGGAGUCGCUUCGCGUUCGGCGGAGCAGCGCACAAAAAAGGGCACGGAAGAUGAAGCACUGCAGCUUGCCGGUGAUCAACAAAUAAAACGCGAAUCAGCCACAACAGCGUCCUCGUCAAAUCACGAGAAUGUCGUGCCCGUUCCGCAAUUUAUCAUGACUUCACCUACUCAUCCCUCAUCGAGUGCACGGAAGGACAUAGGCACGCCGCCGCGUCCGCGUGGUUGCUCGCUAUCCGGCUGAAAACAAGUGCAGCCCCCGAUAGCCCCACCUACACGAAAGACCAAAGAGUUUUGUGUUGCAUGUGAACAAGCUCAUCUAUGUUCGAUUUCCGAUUGGAGGGCACAGUGAUAGUGGCUGAUGCUUUUUGCAUGGACAAGCAGAGUCGUGAAGAAGCUUAUCGCAGCGAACAAAUAUUUAUAUAUAGAUACAUCCACAAGAAAACCUUCUCAACUUCUUGCGGCCAUUCGAGACACCUUUUGAUUUUCAAUGACUUCAGGUCAAAAAUUUAUCACACAUUAUUGCAGCAGCAGCACAUGAUGCACAUUCUUUAGACAUUCGGCGGCGCUGCCAUCUCGUCGAGUGGGGGGCUAAGGCGAGGGGGCUCUUUUCAUUUCCAUACCCACCGAAUGUGUUGCAAGCCAGAAUCGAAGCCGAUAUCAGGAGGCAUGAGAAUGCGAGCCGCAACGGCGAAAAGCAGAGCGAGCAUCCUAAUUCUCCUCGAGGCGCCACUUUGACCACGCCUUUCCCAGCACGAAAUGCUCUCGGGGGUGCGACAUCGCCUGUUGGGAAUGGUGGCGCAGUUGUUGGAGGGGCUAAUACAACUAAGGCGACGAGCGUGGUACUAUCAUCCAGAUACGACAUGAAGAGCCAUGUGUUGGUUCUCCAGGAAAGUGCCACCCCGGCGAACGAAGUGUCCACGUCGCAGCAGAUGCAAAUGAAUCCGCAGCCGCACAUUACCGCAGAUUUCGCAGUGGCUCACCAGUUGAAGUCAGUCCGGGUGCAGCACGACCAUAAUUUGCAUCCCGAGCAGCAGCUGCGCCCGACCGAGGCGCAACUGCAACACUUGGAGCAGGGAUCCGCCAUUGCCUUGGAGAACGGGCGAAUCGUCCUAGACCUGGACUACCUCUCUGUUUUAUGCAAUGCAACCAACUUCUAAAGCAUCCGGUUCCGGUCGUCGAACGUAAUUGCCUGACAAAGAACUUUUUCAGUAUUGUAUUCUAUUACAGAAGUUAUUACCUUCAGAAUCAGAAAUAACAGAAUUUGUCAUGCAGGCAACGGUUCUACUUCUAAUCUAUGCACAGGGACAGCCAAUAUCUCCUUGACGAUUGCAAGUAGUUGUUCUACGAGUUGUCUACCACGCCGGCGAUGCUUUUGUACAACGGCAUAUCCUCCGGGACAGAGCGAUUACCCCUCCUACUACGCACCAGACGGGGUGGAAGUGUCGCAGUUCAUCGACACGGCCAGCCGGAACUUCGAGUUCACCUUCUCGGCCAGAACGACCGACGAGUUAUCCUACAGAAAGCACGUGCACCCAUCUCAGAAGAAAGUAUGCAUUUGUGUUGGUUUUGUUGUGCCAUGUACUAGGAAUUUCAAGCGCUUUUGGCUGUUGAGCAUGAAAAUUUUUUGUUUGCCUGCUAAGAAAGCAAUCGCAGGAACGCGUUGCAAACUGAUCCCGUAUGAUGACAGGUAGAAUACUCUGUCUCUCUUUUGGUCUCCGCAUUGCAGAGUACUUACGCGAGAAAAACAGCAACCACGCAAAUAAAUUUUCUUUCUCUUAUGGGUGGAGUCUUUUUUAGGAUGCGAGUCGCCCCACGAAAGUUGUAGUCGGGCCGCAGCGUCGGGCGUCGAGGACAAGGACCACCUCUCAGCGAGGGGACAAGAAUCGAAUAGAAGCAGGAGGGCGUUUUCUUUGCCCAGUGCACACGACGAGCAGCAGCACAAGUUGGACUUGUUUCCCGGCACGUUUUCGGCAGCCGCCGCGACUUGCGGCACGAGCCUGCCGCCCAUAGUAGAAGCAGAUGAUCAAGAAGUAGGUCCUUCGAUGCGGACAACCCAAGAAGAACUGCGGGGUCCUCGUAGAAGAUCUUCGCCCGCCUCGUCGUCCACGACUGCCGACCACCUGCAUCAAUUUUUCCUGUUACCCCAGCCCUCUUGUGGCUCCGACGCGAGCGUUUCGCCGUUCAUUCUAGAAGCGACCGGCUCGGAGGUGGUCGACGCGUUGGCGGCCGAAGAUGGCGAAGUGGAGGCCGUGCAGGAGGAGGCGAGCAACGGAGCCGGGACAGAAAAACGAACGGUGGAAGAUGCGCAACUGUAAGAGCAGCAAAAAGUAGUUGUACAGUACAAUGAAGUCGCGUGUUGUUUUACUAGGGUGAGUGGUACAUUGUUCCCAGACAUCGAGAAAAUGAACAUGUAGUGUUUAGUGAUGGCCUUUACUUCUGCAACUUGAAGAAUCUUGUGGUUGUCCUCACCUUUCCUGAGGAAAAUUUUUGUACAAAAAGUCAAGGUAUUAAGCCACGAGGUUGUACUUGUAGCUUUUAGUUUUGACAAUUGAGACGAACCAACUUUUGGCGACGUGCAAGAUGAAGCGCAGUUAACACACAUAGUAAGUACAUAGUACGUAGUCGACCGUAUGAUCCCGCUUUGCGGGCAGCGGGCUUAUUCGCAUUUUUUUUUCUGGCUGUACUCAAACACAGCUACCAUAGCGACAGAGGCUGCCAUACUCUCUUGCUCAACAGUUGAAAGACAGGUAGAGCCAACAGCUUUACUCACAACUUGACAAGAACACGCAGCGAAGUAAAGUAGUAAGUGCUGACGCACUCUACCCAACCAAGUCAAAAUUAUCGUGGUUUCGAUUUGGAAGAACAGUCGGACCAAAAGUAUACGUAAACCGAAGGAAUGUCUACAAGAUUUAGUUGAGUACAUCGAGAAAGUACCCCUCUCAGGACUGUUGGAUUCAGUCAGUACGAGCGAACAGCGCCCAACACGAUGAUAAACAUGAUCAGGAGGUAGAGUAAACAUAGAUACGUAUAGGAAGAUAC
Amoebophrya sp. A120 is the source of this 3397-nucleotide messenger RNA. The record is from the annotation of a GenBank genome assembly. NCBI's taxonomy places the organism in Eukaryota, Dinophyceae, Syndiniales, Amoebophryaceae.